Molecule: messenger RNA, 1226 nt
Organism: Prunus persica (peach)
Lineage: Eukaryota; Viridiplantae; Streptophyta; Magnoliopsida; Rosales; Rosaceae
Product: somatic embryogenesis receptor kinase 2
Exons: 6
Coding region: 310-957 (215 amino acids)
Molecular function (GO): protein binding
Source: RefSeq, a predicted model, not a curated record
AUCCAGUCCAAUACAAAAAAUAAAAAUAAAAGGUAAGAAAGAAAAUGAUUUAAGAAAAGACCAUGUUUUACUCUGUGAGUCCCAAAGCCGAUCCUUCUCAUUUUCCUUCUCUUGACCCUUUUGACUCUGCUGUCUCUGUCUCUGUCUCUCUCACAAACAACCAAAACCCGCAAAACGCAAAACAGAAAAAAGUAAUUAAAGAUUAAAGGCAAAAGCCCUAUUGCAAGUACAAAUUUUGUAGAAAAGCUGAAGAGAUUUUGAAUCUUCUCGAGAAUCUUCUUCUUAGAGCUAGCUGUAUCAGCGUCAACCAUGGCCAUGGCGGCGGCCUGCUGUUUGUUGACCCUAACCCUAACCGUGAGCUUCGUUCCCUUGGUCUAUGGAAACUCUGAAGGAGACGCUCUGUACACGCUCAGGCGGAGCUUAUCGGAUCCCGAUAACGUGCUUCAGAGCUGGGAUCCCACCCUUGUCAACCCCUGCACUUGGUUUCACAUCACCUGCAACCAGGACAAUCGCGUUACCCGAGUGGACCUGGGUAAUUCAAACCUCUCUGGACAUUUGGUACCUGAACUAGGAAAGCUCGAGCAUCUUCAAUAUCUGGAGCUUUACAAAAAUAACAUUCAAGGAACUAUUCCAGCUGACCUUGGUAACUUGAAGAGCCUCGUUAGCUUGGACUUAUAUAACAACAACAUAUCAGGGACCAUUCCUUCUUCAUUGGGGAAAUUGAAAUCACUUGUGUUUUUACGUCUCAAUGAUAACAAGUUAACUGGACCAAUCCCGCGGGAUCUUGUUGGUAUUUCAAGCCUCAAAGUUGUGGAUGUAUCCAACAAUGAUUUAUGUGGAACAAUUCCUACCAGUGGACCAUUUGAGCACAUCCCUUUAAACAACUUUGAGAAUAACCAUCGACUCGAAGGUCCAGAGUUGUUGGGGCUUGCAACUUAUGACACAAACUGCUCGUGAUGAAGAACGAAGACGGAAUCUUGACUCUGCUUUGAAUUAGAUAUGUACGUCCAAAAAGUAUAUCGUCGCAUUUUAAUGGGAUUGGUUACAAACUCAAUCCCCCAUAUAAGCAAGCAUAUAUGUAAAUUUUAUGACAGUAAAUGGCAUCGGCACUUGUAACUGUAUCGUUGUGCUCUUGGUAAUAUGUCGAAGACCUUAUUUGCAUUGAUGUAGUACAAACCAAAGUUCUAGUUAUAGUGAAUUAAUUUGACUCGCUUGCUCACAGUAAA